Notodromas monacha is the source of this 418-nucleotide messenger RNA. NCBI's taxonomy places the organism in Eukaryota, Metazoa, Arthropoda, Ostracoda, Podocopida, Cyprididae. The record is from the annotation of a GenBank genome assembly.
UUGGGGUCGGCUGAAGGCGGACAAACGAGUUGGGACAACACCAGCGUGUCUACGUCGCAGGACAGUUUGCAGAGCUCAGACAACGGCAUUGCUCACAGCACCAAUUACCACAGGUAUUACCAUGUGUUCCGGGAGCGUGAGUUGGACAAGCUUAUCGAGAAGUACGUGCAAAAUUUGCAUAUCAUAUCCUCGUACUACGACCACGCAAAUUGGUGCAUAAUCGCCGAAAAAGUGCAAGUUUGGACUAUUUAAUUUUCCUCGCCCAAAUUAACCUUGAAACCAAAGAAACUGAUUCACCUCAACGAAACACUCCGAAAAAACCGUUACCAAAGAUUUGUCAGUGCAUUCAAUCACUUCUGAGUGAUUCCCCCCCCCCCCUCCUGUGAGAAUUUUGAUUCAAAAUCUUUUGAAAAGGGGG